AUGUAUUCAUCAUCUUCAUCGUCGCGCCGCCGCCGCCGCCGCCGCCGCCGCCGCCUCGGCGCGGGAGUGGGGGGCUCCGCUCGGCCGGCCGGGUGCUCGCCGCUCUUCCCGCUGCCCCCGCCCCCCCUCCGGCGCGGACCCAGGCGGCCCGGCGGCGAGGUGACGCGGCCCCCACCGCGCCCUGCGUCGCGCCCGCCCCGCCGGGGCCGCGGAGGGGCCGGCGGCCGCGCCUUCGCACGCGCCCCGCCCGGGUCUCGGGGCCCGCGCGCCGCUCGCCAGGACGCGGCCCCCGCCGGGUCCCGCCGCCCCCUCCCCUUCGCCCCCACCCCACGGCGGCCGCUUCGGGCUUCGCGGCUCAAAAACAACAGCGGAGGCGCCGCCAGCUCCGCGCUCCGCCGCUGCCCCGGCCGCGGGCGGCCCUCGGACCCGCCGCCCUGGGGCCGCCGCGGGGCCGCCGCGGGCAGCGCGCUCCGCGGGCCCCGGGGGCGGCGCGGGGGAGGACGUCCGCACGCCGGGGUCCUGGGCCCUGCGUCCCGCGGUGCCCCGCACCUCUCCGCCCCGGGGGCGGGCCCACGCGCUCCUGCCUCCGCGCCCCCCUCGGCGCACCGGCGGCCCCCAGGUGAGUACCUGGGUGUUCGAGAGCCCGAGCUGGGCCACCUGCGGGGCCGCGGGCUCUGGGGACAACCCCCCCCCCCCCGCCGCCGCCUCUCCCGGCCCAGGUGCGUCGCGGGCGGGAGGCCGGCGGCGCAGGUGGAGGAGUGCGGCCCGGAGCGGACCGGGCGCUACGCCGGCCGCCCUGGAACGCGGAGGCGCGCUGAGGGGCCCGCACUGGGCCCCGGCGCGGGGGCCUGGUGGAGUGAGAACGGAUUCCUCCUCAGAGCGCGGCUGGGAUUCGAGAACGAAUUGGAAGCCAACGGAGGCGCUGCGCCCCCCACCCCCACGCUUCCCGCGCCCCUCCAGGGGCAUCCAGGGGCGUCCAGGUCCUGCGGUCAGCGGGACUUGGAGCUGCUGCAGAGCCUGGGCAGGGGUCGGGCUGCUCGCCGCCCCGGGGUGGUCUCCCGGCCCCGAAGCCCCCUUUGUUAUGCAAUGAGAGCAGACCUGCACUCAGGACCCACAGAAGGAGGCCCCAGAUCGCCGGCCAUGGCACCCCGUACCGGGGCCGCAGGGCUCAAACCACGGCGAGGGGAAGCCCUCAGAGCGGGCUCGGAGAAGCGCGCCCUGAGGCCCGGGGCCUUCCCACGCGCAGUCCCGAGCGGCCCCCCUGCGUGGAUUCGGACCCCAGUGUGGCUUCCACAGCUCCGGGCGCCUGCCCCGCUCACUGCUGCUGCCCCAAAGGAGGAAGUGCCCGCUGGCUGCCGGUCCGAGCGCGAGGGAGAAGUCCAGGUAGCAGAGAAGGAAAGCACGCGGCCUCUUCUGGGAGCUCCAGAGCUGCCCCACCCCCAACACGUGGGCCACUGCGGAGACGCUGCCCGGAUUGGGCACCCCGGGCUGGACACCGGCAGGGGCCCCUGGGGAAAGGGCCCAUGGCACCUGGAGGUGGCCUGUUCCGACCCAACGCCUGGCACUGGUUGGGGGCGGAAGGCGGGGUCCUCCUCUCCAUCUGGAACCGGCUGGGGGUGGGGCAAGGAGCUGCAAAGGUCUGUUCCUCCCCCAGCAGGCCUCCUAGAUGGCUCCAAGCGGGCGCUUCCGCUCUGGGAUCCCAGGCUCCCGGGGCACCCUUCUCUCCCUGGCCCCGGGAGUCGGAUGCAGGGACUUCCAGGCUGUCCUGCCCUGCCGGGUCCCGGGCGGGUCUCCCCAGCUAAGAAGUCCCUGGAAUGUGAACUUGGGGCCGCCUGGGAACAAACGGCGGACGCUGGGAACCCAGGGUGUCCGGUGCGCGAGGGCGCGGGGGCCGCGGCACCCGGCUGCUUGCGGGUGCGCGGUUUUGCGUCCUGGAGUUCCAGCCAGGAGAGCGGCGUUCCACCCGUCCAGUCUGGGUGCGCGCUCUGCGGGAGGCCGAACGGGGAAUGCUUUUUUGUUUUUGCCUUGUUUUGUUUUGAAGAGAUGGACAGCGAGGGCCUGAUGGACGCCGCGGCGCGCUCGCCACCCGCGUCCCGGACCGGGGCCGGCCCCUGGGAAGGUGUAGGAGCGGCGCGGCCCCUCCACCGCGCGCCGCCGGCCUUGCGCGGACUCGAAUUCCCACGCUCUGCCUCGCGGUCCCAGCACCGACCAAAUCCCGCCAACGAAUCCCGGCGUCCGGGUGGCGCAGCGUCUGCGCUGGAGCCACCGCGCGCGGCCCGAGCCCCGCGACUGUGCAGCUGCGGGGUCCCGGCCCUCCGCCCGGCACCGCGGGGUCGCGCACCUGCACGCGUCCGGCGCCGCUUCGCUCCCCGUGGCGCCCACGACCGAGGAGGCACAGGGGCCGCCCGGGAGCGUUGCCGCUGCUCCUGUGGAAGCUGCGGGCGCGGGCAGGGGCCUGGCAGCCACGAAGUCCGCGGCCGCGUGGUUUCCCCGCACGGCCGCCGCGCCACGGAGUCGCUGGGUAGCAGGGCGGCCUCGGCAGCCCCUGCCGCCCAGGUCCCGCCCGCCCCGCAGCACCGGAGCGCGGCCCCCUGCUAG
Molecule: messenger RNA, 2598 nt
Organism: Lepus europaeus (European hare)
Lineage: Eukaryota; Metazoa; Chordata; Mammalia; Lagomorpha; Leporidae
Product: collagen alpha-1(I) chain-like
Exons: 4
Coding region: 1-2598 (865 amino acids)
Source: RefSeq, a predicted model, not a curated record